Molecule: messenger RNA, 1140 nt
Organism: Uranotaenia lowii
Lineage: Eukaryota; Metazoa; Arthropoda; Insecta; Diptera; Culicidae
Product: enoyl-CoA hydratase domain-containing protein 3, mitochondrial
Exons: 2
Coding region: 116-952 (278 amino acids)
Cellular component (GO): mitochondrion
Molecular function (GO): hydro-lyase activity
Source: RefSeq, a predicted model, not a curated record
CGAUAACGUAAAUACUGCUUACAUCUUUAUUUUGCCAGCCGAUUUCAGGAUUGUUUUGUUUUGUUUCUUAAAACUAAUUUUUAUUAAUUUUUGUUGAAUUUAUUUAUAAAACAAUAUGUUAAUGUGUAGACAAAUAUUCAACAAGUGUCAAGUGUUUCCGUUACUCAACGUUUCAAACCGGAAACUGAGCACCUAUCAGGAGAAAGAUGGUGUAGGUCACAUAGUGCUGGACAACGAAAAAACUCGUAACUCGUUGUCGCUAGACAUGAUGGAUAGCAUUCUCGGGAACAUUGUUGCUCACCAGGAUAAUCCUGCGAUUCGGUGUUUUGUUCUCUCGGCAAAAGGUCGUGUAUUCUCAGCCGGCCACAACCUCAAGGAACUAACACCCGACAAAGGUUCCGACUUUCACAAACAAGUGUUUGCCAAGUGCACGGAACUCAUUGGGACGAUUCUCAGGUCACCAGUGCCGGUGAUAGCUCGGGUUGAUGGGCUCGCAGCGGCUGCUGGAUGUCAACUGGUUGCAUCCUGCGAUAUGCUUGUAUGUAGUGAUCGAAGCUCCUUUUCGACUCCCGGGGCUUCGUUCGGGAUAUUUUGCUCUACACCGGGAAUUGCCGUUGCUAGAGCAAUUCCUCGUAUGAAAGCUUCCUACAUGCUUUUUACCGGUCUUCCGAUAAGUGCUGAAGAAGCCCUGACGGCGGGUAUGGUUAGUAAAGUGGUUCCAGCAGAACAAUUGGAUCAGGAAAUUGAAACGAUCUGCAAUGCCAUCAAAUCAAAAAGUAGGGCUGUGAUUGGUUUGGGUAAAAAGUUUUUCUAUGAGCAGCUGGCACUGGAUAUAAAUGCUGCCUAUGAACGCGGGGAGCACGUGAUGACCGAUAACCUGGCUACGGUCGAUGGUCAGGAAGGGAUUCGGAGCUUCGUUGAAAAACGGAAAGCAUCGUGGAAGCAUCAGUAGUACGCGCAAAGGUAAGUUGCGAUUGGUUUCUUCAAAUUUAUACCUGCAUUUAUUAGUCUUUGGAAAAGAUAUUUCUGUAAAUUAGAUAUUUUGAUUUAGUAUCUAGAACUGAGCAAACUAUGUUUCAUAUUUUUGAUUCCUAAUGCGAAACUCUAUAUUCUCACAUUAAACAAUUUGUUGUUAUUUAC